Molecule: messenger RNA, 534 nt
Organism: Colletotrichum truncatum
Lineage: Eukaryota; Fungi; Ascomycota; Sordariomycetes; Glomerellales; Glomerellaceae
Source: RefSeq, a predicted model, not a curated record
AUGUAUCAACAUCAGCCUCAAAACCAGACCUUCCAGUCUUCGCGUCAGGCUUCCCGGCCGGGGCCAUACCAAACCCCCCGAGGCCAAACCGGCCCUUCGCGGCGAAUCCCUUACCAGACGGCUAGGCAGCCGAACGUUCCCCCGAGUAUCUCUCGGAACGAUGUGUCAGCCGCUUACCCCUCAGAUAGCUUACCUCAAAGUCCCUACGGCCAUCAGGUAGAAAAACCUUCAAUAUCCCCAAAUGCUCCCGAGGUCCAGAAGGCCAGCCAAGGAGUCGCGAAUGAAGAACAGAUCCUCCAGCAUCUGAGGGACAUCAGUGCCGCAUUAUCUGGCAUAAAGCAACAGUUGUCUAAUCACGGGCAGGAGUUUUCCACUUACCGACAGGAAACAUACAAUCAUGCAGCCAGAAUUGAAGACCUGACAGAUGCGGUUGAUUAUAUACGACAAAAUUUAGAAGCAGCAGGCGCCUUUCUUGUAUCGGGCGAUCCUGCUCUCAACGACAACGGGGACAUGACCAAAUUACUCAACUGCUAG